This is a messenger RNA of Cucurbita moschata (crookneck pumpkin), 3394 nucleotides long. RefSeq names its product protein WEAK CHLOROPLAST MOVEMENT UNDER BLUE LIGHT 1-like. Bases 196 to 3210 code for a protein of 1004 amino acids. NCBI's taxonomy places the organism in Eukaryota, Viridiplantae, Streptophyta, Magnoliopsida, Cucurbitales, Cucurbitaceae. The record is from RefSeq and is a predicted model, not a curated record. The transcript has 3 exons.
UAUUUUUCUGUUUAAUUAUUUUACUUAGUUUCUUUUCUGUAUUUCCUUUUCCCAAUUUCUGAUCAUAAUUUUUCAUUUCCUCUCUCUUGACUCCUCUUCCAUCUCUUCUUCUCUGCUUCUUCUUCUUCUUCUUCUUCGGCUGCGUUCUUACGUUCAUCUACAGGUAUCCUCUGGCACUUUUCUUAACGCUGUUUGAUGGACAAUGUGAAAUUAGCUGAUCAUAUAUCUUCUUCACAAUCCUCGUUAAUCUCCCAAGAUGGUAGUCUUGUUCAUGAAGAGGAUCCAAACCACCUAGUUAACAAUGGAAUUACGAACCAGAGCCAAGUUCUCUCAAAUGCUGUUGGUAAUGAAAAAUUGGAAGGUGAUGUUGAAUGCUCUUCAAGCCCAGUUGAUGCAACACUGCGAUCUAAAAGUCAACAGCCAAUAGCUGAAAAUUCUUUAUCAUCAACCAUAGAAGAUGCUCCUAGUGAUGCGAAUAUGAAUAAAGAUGAACUUAUUACAUUAAGUAAUUCAGGUAUGAGUACUACAGUUCCAGAUGAUAGAUUUGAGGAACACAAUUCAAAUACCUUGAUGGAAGACCCCAGAACUCAAUCAGUAGAAGAUAUGCCUGAGAAACUUCCUCAGGAACAACAUUCAGUCCAUAGUGACUCUGCUACAGUUAAUGAUGUCAAUGAGGUCAUUAUGCCAGAGAAACUUCCUCAGGAACAAUCUUCAAUCCAUAGUGACUCUGCUACUGUCAAUGAUGCCAAUGAGGUCAUUAUGCCUGAGAAACCUCCUCAGGAACAAUCUUCCGUCCAUGGUGACUCUGCUACUGUCAAUGAUGCCAAUGAGGUCAUUAUGCCUGAGAAACCUCCUCAGGAACAAUCUUCCGUCCAUGGUGACUCUGCUACUGCCAAUGAUGCCAAUGAGGUCAUUGUGCCUACUGUCAAUGAUGCCAAUGAGGUCAUUAUGCCUGAGAAACCUCCUCAGGAACAAUCUUCCGUCCAUGGUGACUCUGCUACUGUCAAUGAUGCCAAUGAGGUCAUUAUGCCUGAGGAACUUCCUCCGGAACAAUCUUCAGUCUGUAGUGACUCUGCUACUGUUAAUGAUGUCAUUAUGCCUUCUGAGACAGUGGUUAUAAAAAAUGAGGAUGUCGAACCUGCAGAUGGGCUUGCAGAGGGCGUGAGAGUUUCAGGUGGAAAACCUGAAUCUGUUGAUUCUUCAAAAGAUGUUAAGCAAAGUGAUAUUAACAGAGGCCUUAUUGAUACAACUGCACCAUUUGAAUCUGUUAAAGAAGCCGUUUCUAAGUUUGGUGGGAUUGUUGAUUGGAAAGCUCAUCGAAUCCAAACAGUUGAGAGACGCAAAGUUGUGGAGCAAGAACUUGAGAAAUUAAACGAGGAGAUUCCGGAGUACAGGAGACAGUCAGAGGCUGCUGAAGAGGGAAAAAAACAAGUUCUAAAGGAGCUAGAUAGUACUAAGCGAUUGAUAGAAGAAUUAAAGCUUAAUCUAGAGAGGGCACAAACAGAAGAGCAUCAAGCAAGGCAAGACUCCGAGCUUGCGAAACUCAGGGUUGAAGAGAUGGAGCAAGGAAUUGCUGAGGAGUCUAGUGUAGCUGCCAAGGCGCAGCUUGAGGUUGCUAAAGCCAGGCACGUAGAUGCAGUUUCAGAGCUUAAAGCUGUCAGAGAGGAAUUGGAAACACUUUAUAGGGAGUUUGCUUCUUUGGUCGCAGAUAAGAAUGCAGCUUUGGCUAAAGCUGAAGAUGCUGUGGCUGCCUCCAAGGAAGUUGAGAAGGCAGUGGAAGAUCUAACUAUUGAGCUUAUGGCCACUAAGGAGUCGUUAGAGUCUGCACAUGCUACUCAUUUGGAGGCAGAGGAGCAAAGAAUAGGUGCAGCCAUGGCCAGAGAGCAAGAUUCUCUUAACUGGGAGAAAGAAUUGAAGCAGGCUGAAGCAGAACUUCAGAGUCUCAAUCAGAAAAUUAUAUCAGCGAAGAAUCUGAAAUCAAAACUGGAUACUGCCUCGAAUUUGCUAAUAGAUUUAAAAGCUGAAUUAGCAGCUUAUAUGGAAUCAAAACUGGAAGAGGAGCCUGAUAAUGAUGGUAACACAAAAAGCGAGGCAGAGGAUCCCGAAAAGAAAACACGUACAGAUAUACAAGCAGCAGUUGCUUCAGCAAAGCAGGAACUUAAGGAAGUGAAACUCAACAUUGAGAAAUCAACUUCUGAAAUAAACUGCUUAAAGGUGGCCGCAACAUCAUUGAAAACAGAGCUUGAAAAGGAGAAAUCUGAUCUAGUCAACUUGAGGCAAAGAGAAGGAAUGGCAUCUAUAGCAGUUGCAUCUCUUGAAGCUGAAGUGGAAAGAACCAGGUCAGAAAUAGCUUUAGUUCAAAUGAGGGAGAAAGAGGCCAGGGAAACGAUGGUGGAGUUGCCUAAACAAUUACAGCAAGCAGCACAAGAAGCCGAUCAGGCCAAAUCACUGGCUCAGGAGGCUCAGGAGGAGCUGUGCAAAACAAAAGAGGAGGCAGAGCAAGCAAAGGCUGGAGCGAGUACCAUGAAGAGUAGAUUGCUUGCUGCUCAGAAAGAGAUUGAGGCUGCAAAGGCUUCAGAAAGAUUGGCGUUGGCCGCAAUCAAGGCAUUAGAAGAGAGCGAAUCGGCCAGAGAUACCAACAACGCGAACUCACCCGCAGGAGUUACACUGUCACUAGAGGAGUACUAUGAGCUUAGCAAGUGUGCUCACGAGGCAGAGGAACAAGCCAACCUUAGAGUGGCAGACGCACUGUCACAGAUUGAGCUAGCCAAGGAAUCCGAGUCAAGAAGCUUGGAUAAACUGGAAGCAGUAAUCCAGGAAAUGGCUACCAGAAAGGAAGCACUAAAAAUUGCCAUGGAGAAGGCUGAGAAGGCCAAGGAAGGGAAGUUGGGCGUUGAGCAGGAGUUGCGAAAAUGGAGAGCCGAGCACGAACAACGAAGGAAGGCUGGUGACUCUGGCACUGGAUUAAUGAACCCCAUUCGCAGUCCAAGGGCCAGUUUUGAGGGGAAGAACGAUCCAUCGAAUUUAGUCGGCUCAUCUGACGCCAUGGUUACUGAUGCCUCGAGCCCCAAGGCAGAUAUGCAAAGAAGCCUUACUUCAAUGGAUUCGUUCUCAGAAUCCAAAACAGGGAAGAAAAAGAAGAAAUCAUUUUUCCCUCGAAUUCUCAUGUUUCUGGCCAGAAAGAAGGCACAGCCAAACAAGCCAUCCUAAAUCGUUUCAGGGUACAGUUAUUCUAUUUACACUGUUGAUAUUUUGACCUCUCCCUUGAAAUUGGUUUUCCUCAUGGAGAUUAUAAUCGCCGAGUUUGAAGAAUUACGAGAUUGUACAUGAUGGUGGUUAAUUUUUUUCUUUUAUUGUAUGAUAAAAUGGGUAUUCGUGCGUCUAUUUAAAAAAA